Molecule: messenger RNA, 1236 nt
Organism: Drosophila grimshawi
Lineage: Eukaryota; Metazoa; Arthropoda; Insecta; Diptera; Drosophilidae
Exons: 3
Coding region: 120-1217 (365 amino acids)
Source: RefSeq, a predicted model, not a curated record
AACCGAAGACCGACCCUGGUGCUGCUUUAAGUGCCAAUUGUUUCAGUUUGCCAACUGACUUGAAGCUGACAACAUCGCCGAAAGAAUUGUAUUUUUCGAUUAAACGUUUGCUCUGCUCGAUGAUGUGCUUGCUCGUCGUAAAAAUGAAGUGGCAACAAUUGUUAUUGCCGCUGCAACUACUGGUGUUGCACGCGUUUCACAUCGGCCAUGUGCGGUGUCAGCUGCAGUGUAACGCAGCGUCGAGCAGUCGACAAAAGCGCAUUGUCAUCCAUAAUCCGGCAGCGAGACAGCUGAGCGAACUGGACAGUUGCCAGUACGAGGUGGCCCCGUGGAGCCCCCAAGUCUGUCAAGUGCGCAUCGAUUUCGAGCGUUUGGAGCUGCCACAGCCGCACCUCAAUGCUAGCAGCCAGCGAAUGGAGUGCAUCGAUUUUAUGCAGGUGCAGCGCUUUCAGUUAUGCGGCCGCAACAACGGACAGCAUUUGUACGUGCAACUGCUGCGCGGCCAAACCCUCAAAUUGCACUUCAAACUCGGCAGCCGCUCAACGCAGUCCACGUGGCAGUUGACGAUAAUGCAACUCGAGUGUCCCGAACAUGUGCUGUCCAGGGCCAAAAACCAGCAAACGCAGCAGCUGCCGCAAGUGCUGCCAACAGCCAACCGACCCAUGUUGCCAUUUCUCAACAAUCUGUUGCCACGCACCAUUUUCAUGGGCGGCAACUCUAGACCGGGUCUGCUGCACACCCUGAUGCCAAAUCCGCUAGCUGAUCUGCCGCUCUUGGCGCCCAUGGGCUGUGAUCAGUAUUUUAGGGGAUCGACGGGUGGCAUUGUCAGCUUCAAUUUUGCUGGCGGUGCUUAUAUGCCAAAUAUGAAGUAUGUCAUUUGUGUGGCAGGCGGUGCAAAUCAGCAGAUUACCUACAGCAUUGAGCACUUUGCCUUGUCGAAAUCCAGUGGUGCGCCUGGGGCUGGCUAUGAUUCGGACUGUCACAGCACAGUCAGUACUUGGGGACGUGCCUCGGACUAUUUGCUAAUACCCAACUCAUAUGUGGCUAACAAUCAGGCCAUACAGGCCACUUAUUACUGUGGCACCGGGCUGGCCGGCACUAAGAUCAUCGCCCGUCCGCCCUUUGUGCUGCACUUCUCCAGCGAUGGACAGACGAGCGCCACCGAAACUGGAUUCCAAUUGACCUACACAGUCCAGCAGUCACAGGCCCUGCUGUAAAUGUCAGCCUAUUAUUAUU